GACUUUGACCGCGAAAAUGAAAUUAUUGUAUAUCAAGGUCAAAUAUUAGGAAGAUCUUUCAAAGCAAUGUGAUACAAUUCUUAGCAAUAGGACAUGUCACUUUAUGCAACUGGUCACAUUGAUAUCGUAUUUUGUUGUAUUACACUAUAUCACUUUGCAUCGCCAAGGGACUGAUGCUCGUCCCUGUCAUAUUUACUCGUUUGUGUCCCUUGUAUGUAGAGUGAAUGUGUCAAAGACUGUGACGAUGUGUAGUUAGCAUUAAGCUAAAAGCAAUUACAGUUGCGAAUUAUAAGUACGAAUAUCGAUGAAGCGUUAUGAAUUAUUAAUAACCAGCUGGUCAUAGUUGGAAUUACGACAUGGCAUCUCGCAGAUGGUUUCAUCCGAACAUAUCGGGUUUAGAAGCAGAGCGCUUAUUAAUGGAACGAGGUUAUGAUAGUUCAUUUUUGGCACGUCCAAGUUCAUCUAAUCCCGGUGAUUUCACAUUGUCUGUAAGGAGAAAUGGUGAGGUAACUCAUAUUAAAAUACAAAAUACAGGAGACUUCUAUGAUCUUUAUGGUGGUGAAAAGUUUGCAACCUUGUCAGAACUUGUACAAUUUUAUAUGGAAAAUGGAGGGCAGUUACGUGAAAAAAAUGGAGAAGUUAUUGAAUUAAAAUAUCCAUUAAAUUGUGCAGAUCCAACAACUGAAAGGUGGUUCCAUGGCCAUUUAUCAGCUAAAGAAGCAGAACGUUUAAUGCUGGAGCGAGGUAAAAAUGGAUCUUUUCUGGUUCGUGAAUCCCAGAGUAAACCUGGUGACUUUGUACUAUCUGUACGCACAGAUGAUCGUGUUACACAUGUUAUAAUACGAUCUCAGGAUAAUAAAUAUGAUGUUGGAGGAGGUGAUAAAUUUGAUAGUCUAAGUGAUUUAAUAGAACAUUAUAAACGUAAUCCAAUGGUUGAAACAAGUGGAAGUGUUGUUCAUUUACGACAACCUUUCAAUGCUACUCGCAUAAAUGCAAGCGGUAUUGAAAGCAGAGUGAGACAAUUACAUAAGGAAAAUGGUUGUUCAAACGGAUGGCUAUGGAAUGGAGCUACAGGUAGCAAUGAAGGAGGAACGGGGCGUGGUAAAGGAAAAGCUGGUUUCUGGGAAGAAUUUGAAUCAUUACAACAGUUGGAAUGUCGUCACUUAUUUUCUAGAAAAGAAGGUUUACGUCCUGAAAAUCGAGCAAAGAAUCGAUAUAAAAAUAUUUUACCAUUUGAUCAUACAAGAGUGCGUUUAAAAGAUGUUGAUCCAAGUAUUCCUGGAGCUGAUUAUAUUAAUGCCAAUUAUAUUAGGAAUGAGGAAGGAGAUAGUCAAACUAGUGGUAUUAAUGCUGGGGGAGAUAGUGGAUCUUUUAAUAAAUGUUACAUAGCAACACAAGGUUGUCUUCCAAACACAAUACACGAUUUUUGGCACAUGGUGUAUCAAGAAAAUACACGAGUAAUAGUUAUGACCACAAAAGAAAUGGAGCGAGGAAAAAAUAAAUGUGCUCGAUAUUGGCCAGAGGAAGGUGAAAUUACAGAAUACGGAGGUGAAUGGAAAGUUCGUGCUUUGUCUCGUACUUCAACGGCAGAUUAUACAUUACGAGAAUUUUUAUUGCAUGGAAGCAAGCCAUGUUUCACAGAGUCGAGAAGAAUUUACCACUAUCACUUUCAAGCGUGGCCCGAUCAUGGUGUUCCAUCAGAUCCUGGAUGUGUAUUAAAUUUCCUUCACGACGUUAAUGCAAGACAAGAAUCAAUUGCUACUUCUCUUACUUCAAAUGGUCAAAGUGUAGCAAGUAUAGGACCAAUUCUUGUACAUUGUAGUGCUGGAAUUGGUAGAACUGGAACAUUUAUUGUUAUUGAUAUGAUUCUUGAUCAAAUCAAGCGUCAUGGAUUGGAUUGUGAAAUUGAUAUUCAGAGAACUAUUCAAAGAGUACGUUCACAGAGAUCAGGAAUGGUUCAAACAGAAGCGCAAUAUAAAUUUGUUUAUCUUGCUGUAUUACACUACAUUGAAACUGUAUCUCAACGAAUGCAAGCAGAACAGAAAUCUCUUCAUCUAGGUCGGGAAUACACUAACAUUCGUUAUAAAAGUGAAACGAAUGUUACAACUAUGGGCGAUAUACCGGUCCCUGCAUGUACUACAACAACUAUUUCAGCGUCAACACAUUUCACAUUACCUACUUCUAUCAGUAAUUUGAGGCCAAAGUAAUUAUCAUUAGCACCAAAUAUCACCAAAUCUCGACAUUUUUUAAAAGCAUAAAAGAGGCUUCGUUACUCUCAUCAGAUCAGAUAUGACUUUGAGCUUUGAUAUUAUUUUCGUAACAAAUUAUGUUAAUUUGCAAACUAAUUGAUUAUUUCUGAUAUUCUUUCAAAAUAUGUUCUAUUGUAAUUAAUCUACACACGAAUCUAAAAAUAUAAAAAGAUGGCAAUUUCAAUACAUUGCACUUAAGUUGUUAAAGCAAUCAGUAGUACGCUACAGGUAAAUAUUGUGUUAUAACAACAGCAACAACAACAAAAUAAUAUUUUCUAACGAUUUAAGCUCAGCGCUAAAUGACAAAAAGCACUAGAAUGAAAAGUUUCAGUAGUAAUUACAUUAAGUAUAAUACAGGUAUAUAAUUGCUUUCAUACUAUUCUUUUGCUAUCUAUAUUACGUCAAAUAUUAAUUAAAUAACAAAUUUAUCUCGAUACGUGUUACGAUACGUAACGAAUUUUUUAGAAUUUUCCUAGCUUCCGGGUUUAAUAUUACAUACUGCGCCUCAAAAUACAUUGAUAUUUGUUUUUAUUGUGAUUACAUAAUUGUACAAAUUUUUUUAGUUAUAUUUAGAACUGACUUUUAUACAGAGUUUUCAUUUUAAUACUUUUUCAAAGAUUAUGAAUAAAAAAACAUUUAUUAUUUGUAAAUUUUAUCAUAUUGAAAGGCAGAACAUGCAAAGAUGUGAUACACCCAGUUUCACAUAUAAUAAGACGUGUAUGGACCAUUAUUUUAUUGCAAUUAAUAUUUCUUAAUUAUAGUAAAUGUACUUAAUUAUGUUAUAAUUAUUAAAAUUGACCUUGAAAUUUUUUUAA
Osmia lignaria (orchard mason bee) is the source of this 3064-nucleotide messenger RNA. Its product is annotated as tyrosine-protein phosphatase non-receptor type 11. Gene Ontology annotation, biological process: positive regulation of ERK1 and ERK2 cascade; protein dephosphorylation. Lineage: Eukaryota; Metazoa; Arthropoda; Insecta; Hymenoptera; Megachilidae. The record is from RefSeq and is a predicted model, not a curated record. Gene Ontology annotation, cellular component: cytoplasm. Gene Ontology annotation, molecular function: cell adhesion molecule binding; non-membrane spanning protein tyrosine phosphatase activity; receptor tyrosine kinase binding.